AUGCGGCGUGAUAUGCCCCGCGACAUGCGGGUGCGAAUAUCGCGCAUGGGCGGAGCGCAAGGACCUGGAGCGCCCGGGGGAGCAGGAGAGUCGAGCAGCCAAUCAGACGCGGACGCGUGGCGGGAGCUGCUGCGGGGCGGGGAGGACGUGGCGCAAGUCAUGUCUGACAUGGCUAACAUCCUGGACGAGAUAUCGGGCCUGGAAGGGCGGGAGGAGGAGCUGGCAGUGCAGAUGGCAGCAGCGGCGGCCAUAGCGGGUCGGGUCAGCACGCUGGACCAGUCGUUCCUGGUGGCGCUUGAGUUCAUGAUGGGGCAGGCUGAUGCGAAUAAUGACUCCAAGGGUCGCUGGUUGCUGGAGGUGGUGAAGGAGCAGCUCCUGUCACAGCUGCAGCAGAAAAUGCCUCCCCAGGUGCAGGUGGUGUCCCUCCUUGUGGCCACAUCAGACAAGAACCGCCGGCAAGACAUCAUCACACGCGCGCUGGCAGGGGGCGGCAAGCUCCCUGCGGAGGCGAGUCCGGGCGGCAACAUGGGCGGCAUGGGCGGGAUGGAACCACCGGAGGUGCAAGUGCCGGGGGCCAGGCUGGAGGAAAUCGUUGCCCAGGCCGAUGACCUCGUUGCUUCAAUGGAGGAGCAGCUGCCCAUUCAGGACCCUUUCGUCUCCUCCAUACCCUCCCUUCCCCUCCAAUCUCCCCCGCCCCACCUCUACACACCCCAGUCAAUGGAGGAGCAGCUGCCCAUUCAGGACCCUUUCGUCUCCUCCAUACCCUCCCUUCCCCUCCAAUCUCCCCCGCCCCACCUCUACACACCCCAGUCAAUGGAGGAGCAGCUGCCCAUUCAGGACCCUUUCAUCUCCUCCAUACCCUCCCUUCCCCUCCAAUCUCCCCCGCCCCACCUCUACACACCCCAGUCAAUGGAGGAGCAGCUGCCCAUUCAGGACCCUUUCGUCUCCUCCAUACCCUCCCUUCCCCUCCAAUCUCCCCCGCCCCACCUCUACACACCCCAGUCAAUGGAGGAGCAGCUGCCCAUUCAGGACCGCCGCCUGUUGGCACGGCUGCUGCUGGCAAGGGAGGAGGCGCGGACUCUCAUGGCAGGGGGCGUUCAAGACCCUCGCAACGAUGUCCGCCGCUUAAAGAAUGUCCCCGAGGCGGAGGUACGGGGUGGGGGAGGAGGUAUGGUAUGGGGAGGAGGUACGGGGAGCAGGUAUGGGGAGGAGGUACGGGGAGCAGGUAUGGGGAGGAGGUACGGGGAGCAGGUAUGGGGAGGAGGUACGGGGAGAAGGUAUGGGGAGGAGGUACGGGGAGGAGUGCAGGAAGGAGGUGCGGGUAGGAGGUGGGCUGCGGAGGCCUUACUUCCAUCAACUCCUCAACAACAGUUGGGGUCUGCUGAUUUCCUGCCCUGUGUGCGUGCCUUCUGUAUGGGUUCCACACAGGUGCGGUUCAUAUCAACACUGGUGGCCAUGCGAUCUCCCGAUGCACUGAAGAACCGGAUAUUUGAUGUCAUGGAGGGGCGGCAGGAGGGCGAGUACAAGAAGGGCAGUGAUGGCCCCAUCAAGGUGGGCUGUGCUUUGUGUUGA
Molecule: messenger RNA, 1572 nt
Organism: Closterium sp. Naga37s-1
Lineage: Eukaryota; Viridiplantae; Streptophyta; Zygnematophyceae; Desmidiales; Closteriaceae
Source: the annotation of a GenBank genome assembly